Penicillium maclennaniae is the source of this 2844-nucleotide messenger RNA. RefSeq lists its product as uncharacterized. The transcript is spliced from 3 exons. Lineage: Eukaryota; Fungi; Ascomycota; Eurotiomycetes; Eurotiales; Aspergillaceae. Gene Ontology annotation, biological process: translational elongation. The record is from RefSeq and is a predicted model, not a curated record. Gene Ontology annotation, molecular function: GTP binding; GTPase activity; translation elongation factor activity. Bases 1 to 2844 code for a protein of 947 amino acids.
AUGGCAUCCAUCUUCACUUACGACCCGGACCCGCCGCGGGUCUCGUCCCCGUGGUCGACCUCGGGUUCAUCCACUCCCCAGGCAAAGCCAGUCAAUGGACGAGGACUCGCGAUUCGCGCCCGGUCCAGUAUUAAACUGGAACAUACCGAUGCGGACUUUCUCUCUGAUUAUGGAAUUACCAAACUAGAGCCGGAGCCCCAAGAGGGUCCAACGGAGUACAAGUUACACUUGCUCCUCCGGCCGCGACGUCCUUAUCUGUCCAUGUCCACUGGACAUGUAGUCGCGGGCUCGUAUCGUUCCCGUGUAGGCCACUUACCCUCGUCGAGCUCGCCUUCGCCUUCGCCGUCCCUGGAUGCAACUCCAAAGCCGAUGCAGGCCAAGUCAUCCCAGAGCCGCCAGCAGCGGCUGCAAGGGUUAACAACCCAGCUGCUGUGGCGCCUGCAGCAGUCAUCCCCAUUCCACUCGUCUACCACGGCAAACUUGGUCAUUCCCGUCUUGCCAGAGGCAACUCCGAGAUUAGGCGUGCCUUCGAAACCAGCUCGAUUACUACCCGGUCUUGAGGAAAGUCAAGGUGCACUCUAUGAAAUUGGCGUCGCUGACGAUGGCACUUUUGUGGGUUUGACUCAAGAUGAGCUUGACGAGAGUGUCACCAACCUGCAAGCAAUGGCGGCGAGUCUCGGAUGUAAGGUUGAAAUUCUUCGCCGAGUUCUUGUUGGAAAAUGUGAAUGGGCGGAAGACUCUCCAUCUGCACCGCCAGACCCAAACAAGAACAAUACCGAGAACUUAUGGGUUGCGGAAGCUUUGGUCUCGCCGGACUUGGAUUAUUAUAAUAUGUCCCCCGCACGGACACGCCAGAGCUCCCUCGACGGCUCUUCGGAGGAUGUUGGUACGGAACCAGUUGUGGAAGAGGACUACUCCCACACUGAGCAGGUUCGCAUCUCUAUUGCAGGCCCCAGUACUGCAGGGAAAUCAUCCCUGCUGGGCACCUUGACAUCAUCAUCACUGGACAAUGGGAGAGGCAAGAGUCGGCUCAGCCUUCUUAAGCAUCGCCACGAGAUCUCGUCGGGUAUUACCAGCUCUGUCGCCCAAGAACUCAUUGGUUAUGCCGAGGACAUGCCGCCAAAAGUGGUCAACUACGCAUCUGGAAAUAUUGCAGCAUGGGACGAUAUCCACGCUGCGUCUACUGGGGUUCGUCUGGCCUUUGUAUCCGAUCUUCCAGGCUCGAUCCGCUACAUGAAAUCUACCUUGCGUGGCCUGGUUAGCUGGGCUCCACAUUAUGUGAUGCUCUGCAUUCCAGCCAACUGCGACGAUAACCUCCCAGAGACAGAGGCUGGCAUAGAUCAUGUUGCCGAGAUUGACCUAUGUCUGGCGUACUUGGACCUCUGUCUGAAAUUAGAAGUCCCGGUUCUGAUCGUAAUCACCAAAUUGGACAUUGCGUCUCGCACUGGAUUACGGGAGAAUCUCACGAAAGUACUUUCUGCUCUGAAGGCGGCUGAACGCAAGCCUGUAAUGUUGCCGGCAUCCCCUGCCGGAGACAAAGCACUAGACUUGCAACACAUUAGCGCACUUGACGGCAAAGAAAUACAGAAAAUCAUCGCGGCGGCAGAUGAUAAAUGGCACCAGACGGUUCCAAUCGUCCUGACUAGUGCCGUCGACGGCUCAGGCAUUGGGAAACUCCACGCUUUCCUUCGUUACCUGCCUAUUCCCGCUCAGCCACCCCAGAGAGUCCUUCGGCUUCCUCAAACGCUUCUACGCGCUCACAAACAGCCCGGCAAUAUGUUCGAUGUGGAUGAAGUCUUUGCCAUACCGCCCUCCAAGGUAUACUCCGUGUCGUCGGCCGACAAGAACAACCAAGAAAGCCGGGGAAUGGUUUUGUGCGGUUUGGUACGACACGGCUGUAUAUCGAUCGGCGACCAAAUGUUGAUUGGGCCUGUCCUUGUAGACACUUCAGACAGCAACGAAACUGUCCCCCUCAGCCUCUUGUCACGCAGCAGUGGACCAGGUCCAUCCAGCGAAUUCCCAGCAUCCCUCAGUCUACCCGGCAAAGACGGCGCCACAAUACAAGCCAAAUGGCAACGUGUCCGCGUCGUUAGUGUUCGCGAUCUUCGACUCCCCGUCCGCCGUCUAAAAGAAGACCAAGUGGGAACAAUUGGAAUCGAGCUCCUCACCUCUCCAGAUGACGGACGUCUCCCACGAUUAAGCCGGAUACGAAAGGGCAUGGUCCUAACAGACUUCAACUUGCUCCCACCCAAGAAGCUCACUUCAUCACUUCCGCCAACAUUACCGAUGCCUUUUCAUACGGCUUUCACAGCGACUUUUCCAGCUGCCGAAUUUUCAGCGCCGAACUCGCCCCCAUUGCUCCUCGGCGGAAACGCAAUUGUUUACAUGGCCAACAUCCGCGCCACGAGACAGAUACCGAGCCUCAGCUCACCACCAUCACCCUCGGAGCCUGAAUUCUUCAGCUUCGAUGGCGAUGGGCCGUCGCCAGGUCGGGAGAAGGUUUCGAGUAAUGGGCCUUGUGGCUCCGUACGCCGCCGUGCAUCGGCUACGGAUAUCAGCAAGGUUGUUUCUGAAGCUGCGUGUGUUGAUCCAGGAACUAAGGAGGCAAGUAAGGAGGAUGUGAGGAUUACCUUUGCGCUUGUUACUUCAGUGGAGUGGGUGGAACUUGGGUCACAGGUCUUGGUUAUGCCGGGGGGUGUCUAUGGCGAUUGCGCCGAGUGGGAAUGGGGUUUCAGUUGCUGGCGCGCCUGGGAAUGGAACUGUGGCGAUGUCGGGCUUGGAAGGGGAGAGGCGAAUCGUGACGAUAUGCCUUUGCAUUUCAUACUUGAAUCCUUGCGGGUAUGA